Molecule: messenger RNA, 3702 nt
Organism: Clarias gariepinus (North African catfish)
Lineage: Eukaryota; Metazoa; Chordata; Actinopteri; Siluriformes; Clariidae
Gene: ppp1r3ab
Product: protein phosphatase 1, regulatory subunit 3Ab
Exons: 5
Coding region: 1-3702 (1233 amino acids)
Biological process (GO): regulation of glycogen biosynthetic process
Cellular component (GO): protein phosphatase type 1 complex
Molecular function (GO): protein phosphatase 1 binding; glycogen binding
Source: RefSeq, a predicted model, not a curated record
AUGUUAAGGAACUCUCAUUCUGCCACAGACGGUCCAUACAGUCUGAUGGAGCCGGUGGUGGGAGAGCUGCAGGGGCUCAACAUAGGCAGCUCCAACCUGCUGGCCCUUCCAGAGCCUUGCCCCUGGGAUAGCGACGAUGAAGAACUGGGCACUGGGGGCAUCAAACCCAAAUCAUCACCUAUUCCAAGGAGCCGAAGCUCAUCGUUCUCUUCCGAUGAUGAUGGUGAUUCCCAGCCUCCACCUUCCAGCUCUCGGAGAGUAUCUUUUGCAGAUGCUUUUGGUUUAAAUUUGGUCUCUGUAAAGAAGUUUGACAUCUGGUCCAUGUGUGAUCUGGUAGACCCAUUGGAGGUUGAUCUUAAGGUUGGGAAGGAGUACUUUUUGAAACUUCUCUUUGCUCUUCCACUGACACUGGAGGAACUGAUCUACAGGGUCAACGAGCAGAAGGUGGUUCUGGAGAGUCUGGAGCUUCUCCCUGGCACAACCACUUUGAAAGGGACUGUUCGUGUUAUGAACUUGUGUUUUGACAAGCUGGUCUACAUCCGUACUUCUUUGGACUGUUGGAGCAGCCAUUUUGACCUGCUGGCAGAGUACGUGCCUGAGUCAAGCGACGGGGUUACGGACUGUUUCUCUUUCAAGCUAACGCUGGUGCCUCCUUUUGGGGAGCAAGGAGCCAGAGUUGACUUUUGCAUUCGAUAUGAAACACCUUCUGGAGUUUUCUGGACUAACAACCAUGGGCAGAACUUUGUUUUGUUUUGUCGUGAAAAAGCCAAAGAGCAAGACGAAAAUGACAAACUUAAACCAAAAAGCUGUCUGAAAACAAGCAGGCAUUCCUCUAUAAGCAGCACUACCUCAAAUACAGAGGAAGUUCCAGAAAUAAUCCUUAAUUGUGGAAUACUUGCCCUCACUGAACCUGUGGCUGUCAAAGAAGAAAAAAUACAGAAGGAACACAUAAAACUGAAGGAGGAAAACAGCGGACUCUGUAAGAAGAGAAGCAAAAGAAAAGCCGCACGGAUGGCAAAAGUACAGCAGCACUUUGCCCAAAGAGAUGACAAUGAAUUCCAACAGACUGACAAAGACGCUGAUGAAGUGGAUAUCUCUGUUCCAGCAAUAGAUGAGGCACCUUUAAACCUGUCAACGCCACAAACUAAUGUCACCUCUUUGCCGGCUGAGCCUGAAGAACAGGAUUCUACUGAAGGUUCCAUGGAUGUUCAUAGAAACCAGCUUCAUGCUACACAAACUCAAACACAGGAAAAGGACAAAAUUCCAGUAACAAACCCUGAGCUAAUCAUUUCCAAAUCCCACACAGGGCGACCCCCCUUGGACUCCGUAAACACUCAUAAUUCUGAGUUAGACUCACAGCUGUUAGAGAGCAGCCAAGAUAAAGAGACAGAUGCCAGCCAAAGUGUUUUACUUAAGUACCAUACUUUAAACAAGUCUAAUGAUAAGAGUAUUGAAAAGGCAUGGGAAUGCUUUGAAAGGAUGGGGUGCACUGCAGACAUAAACAGCAGUGUAGUCAAAACAAAUCAUGUGGACAACACACUUUUAAAGGAUAACCAAGGCUUGGAAUCGUUCGGUCAUCAGUACACGUUUGAGACAAUAGUGGCUCCACUUUACCAUCAAGUCUUUGAAAGAAUGGAAAAUGACAGAAGAGGCGUUAAGAACAGCACAUCCAAAGCUGACAAGUCAGUUGGGAACCUAGGCCAUGGAAGUCUGAGAGCGGUCACGUACACAAGUGUAGAGACAAGGUCAAAUUCAGAAAUACCAGUUAAAUCAAAAACACAUGUGAACAAUUGUCCUGAUUAUCAUGCGGACUGUCCAGAAUCCUUAAAUAACACAAGGUGCACUACUGAAAAUGAUUUAUCUUUUCCCAGUGUGAAAACAAAACUUGGUGCAGAGAUUGAUUUUCAGGACAGCACUUUACCAGAUAUCAAUGAUCUGGUGGAUCAUGACAGUUCAGGAUCAAAAAUAGCACAACCUAUAGAGAAACAACAUUCAUUAGAACACCUGCCCUCAGUUUCCAGAGAAGAAUCUACAACUGAUCAGACAGAAAUAGUUUUGGUAAAAAACGAAUGUUUGGACGAUUCAGAAUAUUCACAAGAAAACAAACGCUAUAGUGAAGAUUCAUUAAACACCUUACAUCAGGAGCUGAUAUGUAGAGACACUGCAAUCUUACCCACACAGUCAGAAGAAGGCCCAAUACCUGCCAAGCCCUCAUCAGCUAUAAUUAUUGAAAAUACACACUCUGAGAGUAGAUCAGUCACCCAGAGAUCUUUAGAAACUCAAAUUAGUAAAAUGCAGAACCAGGAAGACCAAACAUCAGAGCAAACCUUGAAUACUCACAUCAAGUGCCUGGAGGAAAGCGGUCCUCCCAUGCCUAACUCUGCUCUGUUCCAUUCUGACAUUUUAUCAAAUGUCACACCUAAAAUUAUCCAAAGUGACGCUUCGUCUCCCUCUCAGGAUCUGACACAAGUGAGCAUCAAACCCCAAACUGAAGCCACCAUUUUCUUUAGUAAAAACCUAGGGACGAUGGUUCCCGAAUUUCAAACUAUGAAGGACGCAAAUCUGAUAAACAGUCAUAGUUCUCAUCAUGUUGGAUUUGAAACAGAAUCAAAUCCAAGUGACAAACAUGAUGGUGGUGAGAGGGAAAAAAUGGGAAAAGACACUGAAACUAUUCAGACAGAAAUCGGCUCAGAAGAUGUAGCUGUAGAUGGGAUCUCACCAAACCGUAUAGAUGCCAGCCAAAUCAAUAAAAAUAAAGAACAUGUUAUUUUACGUUUAAAUUGUGCUGUUGAUUUUGAUGAACUCUUAGAUAAAGAUAUGGCUAUGUUUAAUAUUAGUAUCAAUCCUGACAAUCCUGAAGCUGUCUCACGAAAAGAGGAAGACGAAAAAGAGGUUCAAGAAAAUAUCCAAGUAAACAAUCCUGCUACAAAUGAAGAACAGCAAUUUACAGAAAUGACAGAAAAGCAAUCAGAGGAAGUAAAAGAUAUAAGAGAAGUAAAGGAACAAUUAGAGAAGAAAGAAGAACAGCAAGAAGACAAACAAGCAGAUCACGUAGAAAAAGAAGAACAAGAAAAUGAUGAAAAAGUAGAAUUAAGUCACGAUGACAAAUGUAAUUGUGAGUCAGACUACGCAGAGGAUGACAAAGCAGAGGAAAAGAAGAAUGAAAAGGAAAAAGACGGAGAGCCAAAAAGGAAUGCACAGGAAGGGGAGGAUAACCAAGAUCUUGAAGCAGAAAUGGAGGAGCGGGAGGCGGUCAGUGCAGUCACAUCAGUGGCUGAGGUACAAAGCAUCCCUAACAUAAACUCUUUUAUUAGAGAUGUUCAUCUACAUGAUGGACAGAACCAGCAAAACUCAGGUUUGGAACAUACAUCUGUGCAACCAGUAGACGAAAGCCACUUCAAUGGUGAAGAAGAAAUUUUCAGUGGAAUCAAUUCAUCUCAGCAAGCUCUGACACCAAAUAGUGAUGAAACAUUCAGUGACGGAGAUAAUGAGGCAGAAAACAGCUUGAAAUUUGCUGAAGGAGUGGAAGAGGUGAGCUGCCAAAUAGACAGAAAACAUGUGGCAGAAGUUGGUCUUUGCGAAGUUGACACUUUAGAAAAACAGACUGAGAACAUGGAUGACAACACCUCGACAGAAUCUGUAAGCGAUGAUGAAAUGGAGCUAUGUGUCCUCAGACUGAAGAACACACAGCAUACAACAUGA